GCAACCGGUGUUUGGCAAGCGUCACAAUCCCGUAUUGAUUUAAAAUUCCUUGUGCCAUAAGAUUGCCGGCUUUCCUGUUAAUUGUGUGGAGAAUUCAUGGGACUGAUCGAUCAGACAGAAUCAGAUUCCAAGCAAGUAUGGAGGCAGCAUCAAAUACAUAUUGUUGUGAAUGGAGAAUAGUCUGCUCCUUUCCAAGCGGCUUCUCCACAUCCAUUCAAUCUGUCAAUUACUGUGGCUUCAUGAGCAAGCUGCCAACAAAGCACGGGGUAAAUUUUAUUACUUGUCUAUAGAUAGAUUCCUGAACUCUCCUCCAAAAGAAUAUAUCAAUCUAACAAUCAGGAGGAUGGAGGAUUGAAGAGAUUUCCAUCCUGAAUGGCGGUCGGAGGUACAUGCACGACAAGGCGAUCUUCUUCGUAUUCUCGGCUGGUGGCAAUAGGCUUGGCCCUUGUAGCUGUGGUUUCUCCUCUAUUUAUCAACCGGAGAACAGAGAGUGAUUCAGAACUUGAUGAGCAGCUCAUCGACCUUGUUUCUUGGCUGCCUCUACUACUCCUGGUGUUGAUCUUGGCCAUCUUCUUGUCAAGUUACUUAGACAGGAUCUUUACCAGGUCUGAUCCUCAUUGUAUUCACAGAGUCGGUGGUUCUUCUGCUGGUAUAAUCGUGAUUCUUAUCGUUCUUGUACUGGUUUUGAAGUGUAAAUCUUCCGUAAAGAGCUGGGAGGCUUGACUGAAUUUUUUUUUUUUUUUUUUUUUUCUGUUGUUCGUGGGGAAAGCGAAUCAAAGAAUUGUAUGCAUCUUUUCAGAGAUAAGAGAGCAGUUUCUUGAAUGAACACGUGUCAUGACUCAGGAAGGCGUGGCGUAACUCGAAUAGACGUGUCAUUCAUGGAUCUAUAGUAGUUCUCAAAUCCAAAUCUUUCAAAGCCAAAACUUUCACCCUCUGUCCAUCCUUUGCUCCGACGCGCCACACCACUAUCUUCACUAGCCUCCCGGCUUUAUGCUGAUACCGCCACCGUCUUGAUCCAGUCACCAUGCACAACCGCGUGGUCCAUACGUGUUGGAACAUGAAUCACACGCGCGACCGUGUGUUUUUCGAGCUACUGCCAAUAGCUCCUAUGCCAGUCUUCCUCCGUCUCGUUCUUUAUUCAAGUUGUUGCUCAAUGAGUUUUAUUACUUAUUAUUAUUAUUAUUAUUAUUAUUAUUUUCCCUGUAUUUGUUUUCCUUGUGUUUUGCAGCUCCUUUUGUUUUUAGCUGUUUCUUUGUUUUGUGGAUUGCUGUCUCCCAGUUCUUGUUUGUUUUUAUUGUGAAAACUUUUGUAACUGAAUUUGUAUUGGUUCAUCUCUUUCCUGCAGUCCCUUCGUUGGACUAAGAUAGUGCAUUUUCGACUUCUAUCUCUUUUUCAGUUGGAGGUUCAUAUAGAUUCGCCUUAAUUUAUACUCAUUUUGCUUUUGUAACCUCAUUGUACGGCUUUUUAAAAGGAUCAGAUUACUUGUUGUCC
This is a messenger RNA of Alnus glutinosa, 1491 nucleotides long. RefSeq lists its product as uncharacterized. The record is from RefSeq and is a predicted model, not a curated record. Bases 373 to 723 code for a protein of 116 amino acids. NCBI's taxonomy places the organism in Eukaryota, Viridiplantae, Streptophyta, Magnoliopsida, Fagales, Betulaceae. The transcript has a single exon.